Messenger RNA from Saccharomycodes ludwigii, 3333 nucleotides. RefSeq names its product Aim44p (gene AIM44). Bases 1 to 3333 code for a protein of 1110 amino acids. The record is from RefSeq and is a predicted model, not a curated record. The transcript has a single exon. NCBI's taxonomy places the organism in Eukaryota, Fungi, Ascomycota, Saccharomycetes, Saccharomycodales, Saccharomycodaceae.
AUGAGAGAACCAAUUAGAACAAAAACAAAAUCUUUUUCUGGCACUCAAAGUGAUUUCAAAUUCCCUACACAAAUAUCCGGUAUUGAAGACCUAAAAGAUUCAUUAACUUCACCCAGGUCAAGAUUAAUACCCAAUUGCUCAACGAAUAAUAAAUAUUAUAUGAGUAACCAUUAUUUACUAAACGCAGUCGUGUCUGCUCAAAUGUUAACCCAUAAUCCAAUUGAUGAAAAGAGACCUGUUGUAGAUGUGGUUAAAAAGAAAAAUAACAGUAGAACCAAAAAGAAACUGAUUAAUACUACCGUUGUCAAUGACAACACGAAAGCCCCUGCUAAUAUUUCCACCGACACCAGCCAAACAAAUAAUUGUAUAAAUGACAAACUACAAACUAUAAGCAAUGUUCCCAGAGGAAACAGUUUUAAAAGACUAAACAGCACUAGAUAUAGUAACAGUAUAAGGAGAAUGAGUAGCACGAGAAGUAAUAAUAAUAGCACUUAUACUCGUUACCAUAACAUGAGUUCUAGCAGAAGAAGACUAUCCCAAAAAAAUUCAAAUAUAAUAUUAAAAGCUACUUUGGACGAAUCAAAGAGCGAAACAUCAAAUGGUACAAAAUAUACCACAAACAGUUCCUUGGGCAGUUAUUCAUUUGCCAAUAUUUCCGAUAAUACAACGGAAAAUUUAUUAUCUUCACCAAAAUCGAAAAAGAGUAGUGAUGCUCCAAGUAGUAAUGUUAGUAGUAACAAUAAACUAAAAUCAAAUUCAAUUAAAAGACAGACCACUGGGUUGGAAAGCAAGUCAUCACUUUCGACAAAUGUCUCAUCACAACAAGCACAAGAUUUAAAAAAAACGGAAAGUUCGAUAGAAGAUGAAAAAAACGAAUAUCCCAUUACUACUAAACGCAAUACCUCUGGUAUUUACAAAACUUUUAGUUCCUAUCGUUCAAUGAUGAGCUCUAAUAGUUUGAUAUCUGAUUUAGGCAGUGAACCAGAAAUUUUUAAUGCUCCAGAAACCAAACCUUCUAUCUUAGGAUUAAAUAAAAUUACCGAAGAUAUGGUACAAACCGAUUUUUAUGUCAAUGAAGAAAGAGAAGAAGAAAAAAGAGAAGAAGAAAAAGGAGAAGAAAAAGGAGAAGAAAAAGAAGAAAAAGAAGAUGAAAAAGAAAAAAAUAAGAGAGAAAAACAGAAAAAAGGGGAAGAGAAAGAAAUAGACAAUGUCAAUACCCCUAAACUUAUGUCUAGUAUCUCCGCUAAGCCAUCCGUAGUAAGGAUAAGACAGAAACCUAGUAUGAAUAAUAGAAGUUUAACAGAACGUUCAUCAAACGCUGCUACCAAUAGAUAUGCUUCGACUGUUAUUAAUGCCAAUAGUUUUACUAAUAACGUUGCCAAUAUUAAUGCAGCUACUGCUGAUGACGAUUUUGUUGUUAUUAACUUAACUGAUGAAGAGGGGUUAAAUUACGAUGCCAGUGAGAAACAGAGCACAAUUACAAAGAAUCCACUAUGCAAAUUGAAAAGAUCCAAAGCUAUUCGUUGCAAAGGUGGUUUAUUAAGAUACUUUAUGAAAUUUGGCACCUUCACCAAAAAAAGAUUAAAAAAAUUGAAAUUAGUUAUUAGUAAAACAUUGCAUCGCACAAAGAGGAAAUCUAAACAGUUUUCAAGGUCACCCUCUACUAUAUCUAGACGCAAAACCAGCGAAAAGACCCAACAAUUCAAAACCACAAACCAUUUACAAAGAGCCAAUAAUAAUUUAUUUUACGGUGCAGGUGGUAAUAAUAAUAUUAAAAGAAGCAUGUCAACAUUGUUAAGUCAUUCAACCAAUUCAGUGGGUAGGAACAUGAGCCAGCUGCUUAAUUCCUCUGCCCAAUCAAUUGCAAGAAAUGAUACUAGUGUCACCAAUAGUACCAACAAUAACCUCAAUACCAAUAUUAUACAUCACACUAGUUUUAAAAGAACGUCAUUAAGAAGAUCUCCAUCAUCUAUUAAAAGAGCUGUUUCUAUAUUAGGAUCCAAUAGCGUUUUAAAUCGUACUGAAACAAUAAGUACUGCUACUUUGAACAAUAUCAAUAACAAUAAUAUUCCAUUAUCAGACUCUAGAGCCAAUUCUAUAACUUCUUCUGUCGCAUCCAGUGCUGUGGGCAAGUUUAAUCAAUCGAGACCAACAUUGAGAUUAAAUACUUAUCUUCCAUCAGUCGUUUCUGCUAGAUCACCAUCUGUUGUUGUGCAAAAUAAGGUUAUACCAUUGGAAUCUUUCCAUGAAGAAAUGGAAGAUGACAUGGUUGAAGCAAGGAAGACAUUAAUGCUAAAUAAAAAAACUGAUUUACUGUUUAAACCAAAUAUUAUUAUCAAUAAUAUCACUGAAGAGGAAGAAGAAGAAGAGGAGAAGGAGGAGGAAGAAGAAGAGGAGGAGAAGGAGGAGGAAGAAGAAGAGGAGGAGAAGGAGGAGGAAGAAGAAAAAGAGGAGAAGGAAGAGAAAGAAGAAAAAGAAAAAGAAGAAAAGGAAGAAAAAGGAGGACAAAAAGAGGAAUACAUUAUAAAUACCGACAAGAUGGCUAGAUACAAAUCACAAUCAAUUUUUCAAUCCGAACACUCCUCUAUUAUCAAUGUUUCUGAAUUUGAAGACGCUUUAAGUUCCCAGAACUUAUUUUUACCAGAAGAUGAACAAUUUGAUUUCACAAAUGUUCCAACUAUUACCGACUUUACUGACAUUAAAGAUGAAUUAACUGCUAUUAAUCAAAUGAAAUUUAACAAUGAAUGUAAUGAACUGGAUGAUAAUGAAAGUGAUAUUGAAAUCAUUGGUGAACUUACUCACAAAAGAGCGGCAAGCUCAUAUUAUUCUGUUAUGCCAGAUAUUUUUAAAGAAGAAAAUGAAAUUGUCAGUGAUAAUACUAAUCCAGAUACAUUGGUUGCUGACAACAUAACCACUGAAGAAGAACAAGAAGAAAACCAUAUGACUUAUUCAGAAAAAGAAAAAUCUGAAUAUGCAGAUAUGUUGAAAAAUUAUUUAACAAAAAUCAUACAAAAUCGUAUUUUAUUACAAUUGAAAAUAUCUGUUUUAGAAAACAAUAAUGAAGCAAAUGAACAAGUACAAGCUUUAAUACAUCAAGCUAUGGGGAGUGACUAUGAAGGUUCUACUCAAAAUGAAAGCAACACUGAUAUUGAAUGUUACGAUUUAACUGAUGACAAGUAUACCCAUGCUAUCUGUGAUAUAAAGGGCAACGAAUCGAUCUAUGAUAACGAGGAAGAAUACAUUUUGAAAAUGAAAACUAGUACCACCAGUUUUGUCAAAGCGGCAAGUUUAAGAGCAUCUGAUAGUUUUAAAAGGACUUUAACAGUUAGAUAG